This is a messenger RNA of Zingiber officinale, 1238 nucleotides long. RefSeq names its product cold-regulated protein 27-like. The transcript is spliced from 6 exons. The coding region runs from base 159 to 923 and encodes 254 amino acids. Lineage: Eukaryota; Viridiplantae; Streptophyta; Magnoliopsida; Zingiberales; Zingiberaceae. Gene Ontology annotation, biological process: response to cold; regulation of circadian rhythm. The record is from RefSeq and is a predicted model, not a curated record.
UAUCGACUUGUUUCGCCUCCGUUUCCGUCGUCGAAGCGAAGGAUCGAUCCGAAGGCUUCAGAUUUCGAGGAAGUUUUUUUUUUAAUCGAUUUUUGGAUUCUUCUGUUCUUCGCGCUUGAUCGGAGUGGAAGGCUUUCCGGGGAGAUAUCGCGGUCCACAUGGGCGAGUCGGAAGAGGUUCUGAAGUUGGAGAGCCCUAGCACUGACUCUCAGUUGGUGGGUUCUCUAUCAAAUGGAUGGACAGAUGAAAAGCAUAUAACAUUUCUUAAUGACAUUGAAUCCUCUUUUGUUAAUGAGCUAUACAAUGAGAAAUAUGAUUCCAGUGCAUGUCACAGAUGGUUAUCAAGGAUGAAAAUGCACAAGGGAUCUUGUGGUCAAUGUGAAAGUGAUAAAAAACCUGGUCAGUUAAAGGUAUUGCGUAUGGGUUGCUGGGAGAACUUUGUUUAUGAUAGGAACGAGAAUGAUGCAGAGACUGAGACUGAUUUUAUACCAUUUUCUGCAAAUCCCUGGAUUCAACAUUUUCGACCAACAAUCAUAACUAAGGAGAAGUGUCUUUUAUCAUCUGACAAGAUUGAUAAUUCUCAUCUCAUUGGACCUUCAGUUCAUCUAGAGAAUGAUGGGCAUUAUGGAGAAGUAACAAGCUCAAAGCAUAACUGUUGUCAAGGUUCUGUUGGCAGCAGUGCAGAAGCAUCAGACCAGAACUUUAUUGAUGAUGAGCUCAUAUCUGAGAAAAGAAGUUCAAUAAGCCGGAAGAGGAGACUGGGGACUCGAGUAGUUCAUGAUUCAAUCAAUGAUCAACUCGUGCCGUCAAAGAAAGCAUCUACAAAUUCAGAAUCCAACAGCAGAACAUGGGAAGUUGAUUCAAUCCUAGUGCUCUCUGAAACUGAAGCACCGUCAUGUGAUGACGAGGAGGUGAACAGUUGAAUUUUCAGAAUAGCAACGGAAGCUUAUGGUGUACACAUAGCAGCAGUACAACUAAUUUGUGGAAGCUCACGCUAUCAUCGCAAAGUAGCAUGUCAAUGGCUGGUCGGUGGAUUCAACUCCUGAUCUUUCUAUUAUUGUUCAUCUUGAGAAGCAAUCUUUGUUGAGCUACGUGUGUUUAUUUUUUGCUGAAGAAUUCUGUUUCUUGUUCUUAUGUUAUCACAAUAUUUCUGUCUUCCCUUAGCGAGCAGUAUCCACUAAAGAUGAUUCAGUAAUGAAUUCAUAAAGCAAUCAUCUCAAAGAAGAUGAUUCAUUUUA